This is a messenger RNA of Nematolebias whitei (Rio pearlfish), 1297 nucleotides long. RefSeq names its product SRY-box transcription factor 7 (gene sox7). Gene Ontology annotation, biological process: anatomical structure morphogenesis; regulation of DNA-templated transcription; cell differentiation. The record is from RefSeq and is a predicted model, not a curated record. Gene Ontology annotation, molecular function: RNA polymerase II cis-regulatory region sequence-specific DNA binding; DNA-binding transcription factor activity, RNA polymerase II-specific. Lineage: Eukaryota; Metazoa; Chordata; Actinopteri; Cyprinodontiformes; Rivulidae. The transcript has 2 exons. Bases 28 to 1233 code for a protein of 401 amino acids.
GUUUGGAGAGGAGGGAGCGCGCGGAGGAUGGCUGCUCUCAUCAGCGCGUACUCGUCGUGGCCCGAGUCCUUCGAGUGUCCUCCAGGAGACGGAGACGUGCCCGACGGACACGGCCCCCACAGGACUCCCGUGGACAAGACGCCGGAACCGCGCAUCCGACGGCCCAUGAACGCGUUCAUGGUCUGGGCCAAAGACGAGCGCAAACGGCUGGCGGUCCAGAACCCGGACCUGCACAAUGCAGAGCUCAGCAAAAUGUUGGGAAAGUCAUGGAAGGCCCUGACUCCCCCCCAGAAGAGACCCUACGUGGAGGAGGCCGAGCGGCUGCGGGUGCAGCACAUGCAGGACUAUCCCAACUACAAGUACCGUCCACGCCGGAAGAAACAGCUGAAGCGCAUCUGUAAGAGAGUGGACCCUGGCUUCCUCCUGAGCGGGCUGGCUCCGGAUCAUGGCACCCUGCCCGAGCGAGCCCUGACUCACCCCCACGACAAAGACGAGGGCGGCAUCAGCGGCGGGUUUUCCGGCUCCAGCCCUUCUCUGCCCAGCGUGAGAACCUUCAGAGACCCAGCUGGCUCCAGUAGCAACUUUGACACCUACCCCUACGGCCUGCCCACGCCUCCUGAGAUGUCCCCCUUGGAUGCCAUGGACCAUGAGCACCUCCCCCCCACCUAUUACUCCACGUCUGGUAGCUCUUCCGUCUCCUGCUCUUCCACGGCCUCGUGUUCAGACGAGCACCACCAGAGUCAGACACACAUGGGCAGCCCACCCCCUUACCACACUGACUACACCCAAAUCCACUGUGGGGGGACACAUCUAGGCCACAUCCCUCAAAUGCACCAAACCGGAGGUGGCAGUGGACUGAUACCCGGCCCUCCCCUGUCUUACUACAGUUCCUCUUCGUUCCCACAGAUUCACCACGGUCUCCACCAGGGUCACCUGGGUCAACUGUCCCCCCCACCGGAGACUCAGGGGCACCUGGAAACUUUGGACCAGCUUAGCCAGGCUGAACUUCUGGGUGAGGUGGACCGCAAUGAGUUUGACCAGUACCUGAACUCCACAGGGGGUGGGUUCCACCUCGAACAUGGCGGCAGCAUGACUGUAACAGGACACAUCCAGGUGGCAUCGACUGCCGCCACCUCUGCCGCCGCGUGUCCCAGCAGCACCACAGAAACCAGCCUCAUUUCUGUGCUCGCGGAUGCAACAGCUGCGUACUACAACAACUACAGCGUCUCAUAAGCGUAACACGUGUCAAAACUUUACUGAUUAGAGACACUAAACAUGUUUAGAGAUGGGGACUGAC